Molecule: messenger RNA, 1078 nt
Organism: Cuscuta campestris
Lineage: Eukaryota; Viridiplantae; Streptophyta; Magnoliopsida; Solanales; Convolvulaceae
Source: the annotation of a GenBank genome assembly
AAAUCUCUACACCAUUUCUUUCUAUCUCGUCCCAUUUUGUGAAAAGAUGGAGUUUCUCGAAAAACCCGAAUCCCGAUUUUUCAUCGGGAUUGCGGUUGCUCUGCUUUCCAUCGCCGCCUCAAUCUACGUCUUCUUUUCCAAGAAGCCCAGAGAAAGAUCAUGCCUGGACCCCGAGAAAUUCAAGGAGUUCAAGCUUGUGAAACGCACGCAGCUGAACCACGAUGUGGCCAAGUUCAGGUUCGAGCUUCCUACCCCUACUUCCGUUCUGGGUCUCCCGAUAGGACACCACGUUCGUUGUAGGGGUAAGGACGAUAAAGGGGAAGAUGUUCUAAAACCAUAUACUCCGAUCACAUUGGAUUCUGACGUUGGGUACUUCGAAUUGGUUGUCAAGAUGUAUCCCAAAGGAAGAAUGUCUCACCAUUUCCGGGAAAUGCGCGAGGGCGAUUAUCUGGCCGUGAAAGGGCCGACGGGUCGUUUUCGGUACCGGGCAAACCAGGUUCGUGCUCUCGGGAUGAUUGCCGGGGGAUCAGGCAUAACUCCGAUGUUUCAGGUUGUUCGAGGAAUUCUUGAGAACCCGAAAGACCAGACGAAGGUGAGCCUUAUCUAUGCCAAUACGACAUACGGAGACAUUCUUUUGAAGGAGGAAUUGGAUGGAUUUGCUUCCGAGUUUCCGGGGCGUUUUAGGGUUUACUAUGUGCUAAGCCGGCCUCCGGCGGAUUGGAGCGGCGGCGCCGGUCGCGUGUCGAGGGCAAUGAUAGAAUCUUACUGCCCAUCGCCUGCGCAUGAUGUUAAGGUAUUGAGGUGUGGACCGCCGCCCAUGAACAAUGCCAUGGCGGCUCACCUUGAUGCUCUUGGCUAUAAACCAGAUAUGCAGUUCCAAUUCUAGGAUUAUCUUGGGUUUGGGUUUGUUAGGGAAGGAAAGAAGAUUAUAUGGUUUGAUUGAUUGCAUAGCUUAAUUUAAUUAUUGCAAUGUAUUUUAAUUAAAAGUGGGGAUGUAACUAUAAACUCUCUUCUUUUUUGGUUUUGUAUGAUUCUUUCUCAAUGAGAGAAAAAAUUUAAAUGAAUAAGAUUCUCCUUU